Molecule: messenger RNA, 855 nt
Organism: Dacryopinax primogenitus
Lineage: Eukaryota; Fungi; Basidiomycota; Dacrymycetes; Dacrymycetales; Dacrymycetaceae
Exons: 2
Coding region: 123-713 (196 amino acids)
Source: RefSeq, a predicted model, not a curated record
AGCGUAGUAGGCUCCCUGACGACUUCUCGAAAGGAGCUGCGUCCACUGGACGACGGAGCGAGCAAAACAUUUUUCGUCCUCCUUCUACCCCUUCAUCUUUACAUACUCUGUUCCAGCCAGAGAUGGCAUCGAGCGACCUGCACCGGUCUGCUACUACCGCUGUUCCGGAGGAUGCCACCGCUCCCCCGGCGUUCUCCCGCAGCACCACGGCCGCUUCUCCAGGGGAAAGCGGCUUCUCCGCUUCGGAGACCGCUACUGCUGGAGAGAUGGAGCUGGAGGCGACUAUACGCGAAAAGGAGAAACUGUUGGAGGAGGCUAGACGGGAAAGACUGGAGAUCGAAAGGAAGUUGGCGGAGCUGGAGAGUUUGAGAGAGGAGGUGGGGAAGAAGGUCGAGCUUGCUGGGAUUGCUAGGAAGGUGUUUGCUCAUGUGACAGAGGAAGAGACGCACAAGGAGACCGAGUCGGAGAUCACACCGCUUGAGAUUGCGACAUAUUGGGAUUCGUUGGCCGAAGAUAUCCAGGGCCUUGAUACGAGGCUUAAGGAGAAGCUUGGGUUUAGAGACUACACGAUUCCCUCGCCUGUUCAGGCCACGCAUCCCGUGAACGGAGAGCAUGUCGAAUCGGCGCAUGAGGGAGUGGAUGAGGAAGAUGGCGAGGAUGAGGAUGAGACACCAGAAGAGGAAAAGGAAAGCCAACAGGGUAGAUCUGACUGAAGUAGAACCAAGUACGUUACAAACCCCGCAUUACCUGGCAUGGUUAUACCAAGCACGCUUUAGUGACAAUUUUUCUAUACCGAGUCCGGAGGACUGCUCGUAUUAUUGAUACUGAUUGAAUUUAUCGGUCGAAUUGCAUGCA